Acipenser ruthenus (sterlet) is the source of this 4827-nucleotide messenger RNA. Its product is annotated as nucleolar MIF4G domain-containing protein 1-like. The transcript is spliced from 11 exons. Lineage: Eukaryota; Metazoa; Chordata; Actinopteri; Acipenseriformes; Acipenseridae. The record is from RefSeq and is a predicted model, not a curated record. Gene Ontology annotation, cellular component: nucleolus. Bases 417 to 3026 code for a protein of 869 amino acids. Gene Ontology annotation, biological process: ribosomal small subunit biogenesis. Gene Ontology annotation, molecular function: protein binding; RNA binding.
GGGUUUCUGAUAAAGUUGCGUUUACUGAAGGGUGAACUCUGACAGAGUGUACAGUACUUACACACUCCCGAGAAUCGUUUUUAGCAUAACACUGAACAUGAAUUUUGCAGUAGAACCGCGUGAAUCGUGUAAGUGAUCCUGUAUUAGCACUAGAACUGGCGGAAGUGGGCGUGCUUUUGAUCAGCUGUUCCGGUAAAUGUUUCAACGAUGGCGGCGCCCAUGUAGGAGCAUGGUUUUAUACUCAGUUAAAGUAUAAAUAAGCUUAAGCUUUGUGUUUACAACGGUAUUUUAUUGAAUGUUGACAGUAGUCGUUUACUUAACAUAGCACGUGGUUUAAAAGCCUCUCUACUAAGCGCUGUUUGGAUUGGAAAGAUUAUCUUUGAAUUUGUUUUACUUUGCACUUGCCUGGACGUAAAAUGAAGAGGAAGCCUCAAGGCAAGCGCAGAGUAAAAAGAGAUUUCAGCAAACUUCAAAAGUGUAAGUUAUCCGUUGAGCAGUUUUUACGAAAGGAAGACAAAUCCACAGAGACCGGGGGAGAUGAGGAUGGUUGCCAUGGGAGCAUGCUGUUCAGUGUUAAGAGGAAACGUAGAAAGGAAUUAAGGAAAGAAAAAAGAAAAAACAAAAAGGCUAAAAUGAAAGAUUAUUAUGAGGGGAAGCUUUUCAAAGCAAGCCCCGGCGUUACUGUCUCAAUGGUACAAAAUAAGGUAAAGCCAACGAAACCAAAUGCCAUUGAAGAAAGGGAAAAGACUGCAAAACAAGCAGCCGAAUCUUCUGAGCAACAAGAAAACACUGCUGAUCCAAAACAGAAAGAAAAAGCACACCAUGCAAAGGAGGGGAAAAGGCAAACAUUAAAUUCACAGCAAGGGUCAAAGAGAAUAUUGACCAGCAGUACCGCCGGCGAUUCGCGGAAGAAGUCAGUGAAAAUAACUAGCAGCAGUACUGCGCAGCAAGCAGCGUUCAAGAAAAUAACCAAGCAACAAGAAGUGAGGAAAAGGGCGCUGCGGGAAGCUAAUGUUGAAGAAGAGAAAGAAAUCAAAAGACUGGAAAAGUACCUGGGGAUGAACAAACGUAAGAAUAAAACCACCUUGCCCCAAUCUUUCACUGCGGAUGGACUGGAUUAUAUUUUGGGCAUUCUUGAACCCGGAGCCUCCGCGUCGGGGCUGUACGAGAGCGACGAGGACAUGGACUUGACUAAGGAGAGACUGGAACAGCUCGGUGGGAGUGAAUCUGAGCUGUCUGAAGAUUCUCAACAGGAGGGAUCGUCAGACGAGGAUGAGCAGGACAGCGGUGAAUAUGUUGAAGAGAUGGAGGUCAUUGAAGAGGAGGAGUGUGAUGAAGUACUGGACCAGGAGAGUGGAAAUGAGGAGGAUACAGUUAUUGAGGGAGGAGAGGCAGAGAAUACAGCAGAGGAGCAUGGAGGCAAUACAAACGAAAAGGGCUCGGAAGAAGGCAGCACUAAAUACAUCCCACCUCACCAGAGGGAGUCUGCAGAGACUGACGAUGCCAAGAGGAGACAGGAGCUGGAGAGACUGGAAAGGAAUGUGAAAGGACUCCUAAACAGGCUAACAGAGCACAACAUGGCAUCUAUAAGCAGCCAAUUGGAGGAGCUGUACAUGAGCCACAGUCGAAAGGACAUGAAUGACACUGUGACAGACAUCCUGCUGGCGGCCUGUGUCACUCCUGCCCUAAUGCCAGACCGCUUGCUGCUGGAGCACGUCCUGUUGGUCAGCAUUCUCCAUCACACAGUGGGAUUGGAGGUUGGUGCCCACUUUCUGGAAAAAGUGGUUCGUAAGUUUGAAGAACAUUACCAGGUUGGCAGUGAAGGUAAAGAGUGUGACAACCUCAUUGCCAUAAUCGCACACCUGUACAACUUCCACGUGGUGCACUCUCUGCUCGUCUUUGAUAUUCUGAAGAAGCUCACAAAGGCUUUUACAGAGAAGGACAUCGAGCUGAUCCUGUUUUUACUGAAAAACGUUGGAUUUUUAUUAAGAAAAGAUGAUGCGGUGUCACUGAAGGAGCUGAUCUCUGAAGCACAGAGUAAGGCCAACGCUAUGGGAACAAAGCUCCAAGAUCAGACCAGGAUGCGGUUCAUGUUGGAGACCAUGCUUGCACUCAAGAACAACGACAUGAGAAAAAUCCCAGGCUACGAUCCGGAGCCAGUGGAUAGACUGAGGAAGCUACAGCGGGCACUGAUCCAUAGCAGUGCCAGUGGCAGCGAUGUCUGUCUGCGGGUCUCUCUGGAGAACCUGCUAGCUGCAGACCAGGUGGGGCGCUGGUGGAUUGUCGGGUCCUCAUGGAGCGGAGCGCCAAUGAUUGGCAGCAGCACACAACUGAAUCAGCCUGCAGGCCAGGUAAGCUCUAAGAUUUUGGAGCUUGCUCGUAAACAGAGAAUGAAUACUGAUAUAAGAAGAAACGUUUUCUGUGUCCUGAUGACCAGCGAGGAUUUCCUUGAUGCCUUUGAGAAACUGAUCAGGCUUGGUCUGAAGGAUCAACAAGAGAGAGAUAUUGUGCAUGUUCUCAUGGACUGCUGUCUGCAAGAGAAGGGCUUUAACCCUUUCUAUGCUGUCUUGGGCGAGAGGUUUUGUGAAUAUGACAGGCGAUUUCAGAUGACUUUUCAGUUCAGCAUGUGGGACAAAUUCCGUGAUCUGGCAAACCUGUCCAGCACCUCCUUCAGCAACCUGGUUCAUCUCCUAGUGCAUCUGCUCAAGAAGAAGUCUCUUUCACUCUCAGUCUUGAAGGUUAUCGAGUUCAGUGAACUGGAUAAGCCUAAAGUCCGGUUCCUGCGCCAACUGCUGAGUAAACUUCUGUGUGAAACGGAACCAGAGGAGCUGAAAGACAUUUUUGGGAGGAUUUCAGGAAUUCCAAAGCUCGGAAUGCUGCGGGAAGGCUUGAAGCUUUUCAUCACUCACUUUUUACUGAAGAAUGCUUUGAGCCUGGGAACAGCUGAGCAAGCAAGCCUGCUGAAAGAAAGGGCUGGCGUGGCAGAGCAGGGCAUGCAAGUGAAGGAUGCAAAGCUGAAACUGUAAGGAGGAGGAAUCUUAAACACACCAAGAAUGUGUGGACAGCAUUUGGGAAAAUACUAAGCAACAACCUUGUUUUCAUUGGUAAAAUAAGGCAGUACCUGUUUUAUUUGUUUGGUUUAAUUGAUUUUAAAAUGUGGUUAGGCCUGUACAGGAAUGUGUACCCCCCCCCCAACAGGAAUAUGCUUUAGGUGUCCAUACCGCACACACAAUAGCACAACAUCGUACACAAAUUUAGGAACCGCAUUGUGGAAGAGCUCAGGCUUGUGGCUGGGCUAAUGAAGAAGUGCUUGUCUGAAUCUGAUGAAACUUUACAAGUUAUUUAAAUUAAAAACAGUCUAAUACAAAAUGUAAAAAAACAGAAAUUAAGAGACAAAAAAAGUGGUUGUAAUUGUAAAUUUAGAAAAACUAAGAUAAAAAGCUAGUUUGUUAAAAUGGAACAAUUAAAAGAGUAAAACCAUAUUUUCUAAAAUUGGAAUAACAAGAGAACUUGUUUUGUUCACCAAUUGAAAGAGAUAUCCGUCACUGCAGGUGUGAGUUGGUACUGUGAUGAGUCACUACUUUAUUCUGUACCACAGCGUCACUGAAUUACAUUUCCCUGAAAAGUAUCAUAGGGCCCUGCACCAGCCAAUGAUGAAGCUGGAGUCCUGUAGCAUGUUUCACCAAGUGCUCAGUAACACAUCAGGCAGAGGAAACCUGAAGACAUUGUUGCAUUCAGCAGACCUUGGGAUUGAGUCCUUAAUCCUGUACUAACAUGGAUUUCAGCUGGGGCAGCGCUUUCUGGAGAUUGUCUUCAGUAAAUUCCAAGGUUUGUAUUCACUAUACAAAGUCAAGGAAACAAGCAGCUAUUAACAGACUCCUUUGACCUGUGGAUUAAGAGCUUCUCUCCCUGCUGACUGGGGAGCAAUAAAAGGUGUGUUUUUUUUUUUUUUUUAAUUUAUGUGUGCCUUGCUUCAUUAUCAGAAGAUCCCGUUGUUGAUAAAUUCUGCUGUUUCUGGUGCCCUCGGUAGGAAAAAAAGCUUGUCUUCAAAAACAUUGAACAAAUGGAUUACAGUGAUUCACAAAGCCUGUAGGGGGCAGGGCACUGCCACAUUCAGUAUGUUCAUUCUUCUCUUAAACUUGGCCCUAAUGUCCCUGUCAAAAUUAGGUGUACAGUGUAAAAUGUAUUAAACAGGAUCACUAACCAGUAGAUUUGCUCACGUUCAUUUUCAGCCUUUUCCUUUCACUUUUAGAAAUGUAAAAUGGGUGUGCCACCAAUGAGCAAUACGGUUAAAAUAAUGGUUAAAAAAAUAUGAUAAUCCGGAGCGUUUCACUUAGCAUUGCCUUCAUCAGCGUACAUCUUUUAUUUUAGCUUUAGCCGUAUAAAUGUAUGGCUGGAAUAUUUGGAAACUCUUAUCCUUGCUAACAUGCCUGAGAGCUCAUCUUCAGAAGCUAGAAGUAAUACCCUUAUACAAAAAGGACAACAACUUUUGAGGGGAUUUCUUGUUCCCACAGACUAAUUAAAUAAAAUGUGCAAUAACUUAUAGUCACAAUAAUACCCUCUUCGUCAUUGCUAGAAAUCACAGAGGACUUUGGCCCAUACUACUAAAAGCAGUUCUCUCUGUGUUGGGUAUUGCAUAAAUAGAAUAUAUUUUAUAAGGGAUGGACAAACACAUUUAAAAAAUAAACAGGAUUAGCUAGGACUGCUAUUGUUAGGCAGGUCAGCAGCACUGGUUCAAGCUGAUGGUCUGCUUGUGAUAGAAAUACUUCCAGAGGGAUAUGUACAGUAACCAUUAUUAACCAUUGAAUAAAACACACUGAGAUGUAA